Messenger RNA from Polypterus senegalus (gray bichir), 2875 nucleotides. RefSeq names its product crystallin, lambda 1 (gene cryl1). Lineage: Eukaryota; Metazoa; Chordata; Cladistia; Polypteriformes; Polypteridae. Gene Ontology annotation, molecular function: NAD+ binding; L-gulonate 3-dehydrogenase activity. The record is from RefSeq and is a predicted model, not a curated record. Gene Ontology annotation, biological process: fatty acid metabolic process. The transcript is spliced from 8 exons. The coding region runs from base 105 to 1061 and encodes 318 amino acids.
CGCGCCCUUUAAGGCGCCGGGCUGCACUUCUGGUUGACAGUCACGCUAAAGGUUUAGUCAGCGACAGCGGCUGUUUCGUGGUGGUUCUGCCAGCAGGAUAGACAAUGGGUGAAUUCUUCAAAGGGAAGACCAUUGCCAUUAUCGGGGGAGGUCUGAUUGGGCGUAGCUGGGCAAUGGUAUUUGCAAGUGGUGGUUACAGAGUGAAGAUUUAUGAUAUCCAAGCUGGCCAAGCACGGCGUGCUCAAGAAGAUAUCAGCAAAGAGAUGAGAAAACUUCAAGAUUCUGGAUUUCUGAGAGGCUUGCUGAGUGCAGAAGAACAGACAAGCCUGAUUAGUAGCCAUGAUGACUUGAAAGAGACUCUUGAAAGUGCCUUCUUCAUUCAGGAGUGUAUUUAUGAAAAUCUAUCUGCAAAACAGGAGAUUUUUUGUGCUGUAGAGAGUCAUGUUGCUGAUGGCGUCAUCCUCAGUAGUUCAACCUCUUGUAUACUACCUACAAAUGUAUUCUCCAAAGUAAAGAACAGAAAGAGAUGUAUUGUGUCUCAUCCUGUGAACCCUCCAUACUAUGUAAAGCUGGUGGAACUUGUACCUCAUCCAGAAACUGAUUCUACUGUAGUGGAUGUGACAUACAAUAUGAUGAAAGAGGUUGGCCAAUCUCCAGUCAGAUUAAGGCGUGAGAUUGAUGGUUUUGCCCUAAAUCGCAUACAGUAUGCAGUUAUUGCUGAAGCCUGGAGACUUGUCAAGGAUGGUAUUCUGUCAGUUCAGGAUGUCGAUGCUGUGAUGUCAGAAGGGCUAGGAAUGCGUUACGCAUUUGUUGGUCCAAUGGAGACUGUUCAUCUCAAUGCCGAAGGGCUUCAGCAGUACUUUCAACAGUAUGGAGAAGGAAUAAAGCGAGUCUUGUCAUCUUUUGGACCUGUUCCAGAUUUUUCUGAUGAGGAGCUAAAGAAGAUUGACCAGGAAAUGUGCAACUGGGUCCCAUGUGAUCCCCAAAAUUUGGCUGCUAGGAGGGAGCGAAGAGAUCGUUACAUCCUUGGCCUUAGCCAACUUAAAAGCAAAGAACCUUAGUGAAGACAAAGUAGAAUCUCUUGACAAUGAGCCUCAAGCCCUGUUGUGCUGUGCUGUUGAAAACUUAGGGAUGGAAACCAGUUUGUUUUUUUUUAAUUCGUAAAGCUCUAGUAUGCCUUUACCUCAUGAUUAAGCCUACUGACAAAGUCACUAAUAUACUUAGUUUUAAGGUAGUGCAGGUGGACAAAAUUAAUUUUGAACUCAAAAGACAAAUCAAGAAUUACUGCUUGGUCAAGGUUAUAAAUUUAAACUACCAUACAUUUUGUAUAUCUCUAAUUCAAAAAUCAUUUAUGAUCCUUAGUUAUAAAUUAGAACAUUUAAUAAUGUUUGUUCAUCUCUUCACAGUUUAAAACCCUUUUAAGUUAAAUGUGUGUUCAUUACUGCCAGUAAAUAAAAAAAGUAUUUUCUUCUAAAACAGAUUUAUUUUUCUAUUUCACAGUCAACAGCGAGGAAUUGUUAAUUGUGGCACUCCCACCUACAGCUUAGUUGUCCUCCCUGAGAGAGCAGUAGUGGAACACAAACCUGAGUGAUUCUUUACUGGUGAUAUCUGGGGGCUUCUCUGAGAUCACUCAGCGUAGGGGUGAGUGUAACAGGAGGGCAAGGGCAGUGGAGGCUAAGAAAGAGUGAACUUGCCACUGUUAAAUAUGAUGCCCUCCCAAGGUCCAGGUUACUUGGUUGAGAUGGGGGAGAUCUGUUACUGCUCAGCUGGAUAAUCCCUCACUUCCAACUCGGGAGGAUGUUUGCUUGCAGCACACUAUUGCCGUCUUAGUGAGAUUGACUAGCAGUGAGUGGGAAUGUCACACUGAGCAAUUCCUUACCAGUAACAAUGACCCCUCACAUUAUUAAGCCACUCGGAGCACUAAAUAAGCCACCAAACAAGAUAACUUCAGUAUAACCUUCCUCCCUUUUAAAUGUCCAGGACCAUAGGGAUUCUGAUCCAGUUUUAGUUGCUGUGGUAUAUUGUUAACAUUAUAUCUUCAUCUUGUUUUGAACUAUGACAGGAUAUUUCUCCAAGAAUCACUGAACAGCUUCCAGAAUCUAAGAUGAUACAGUGUGAGAAUGUAUGAAAUUCAAGUAGUAAGGUUUAUCUAUCAAACAUGUGGAAAGUUGUCUGUUUUGUGCAUUGUCCCAUAGCAAUAUUAGUGAAUAUUGUUCUUGACUGUUCCACAAAUUCAGACAUGAAGAGAAUAUCUGAUACUUUAUAUAAUCAAUGAAGGAUUAUCAAAACAUUGAAAAUGUGGGCCAGUCACACUGAACAUGUUCAUCUUAAAAAUAUACAGUGCUUUCACAAUUUGAAAAAUAAAAAUGACUGAACAUGCAUAUUGACCUUAUUUUCUUAUAGGUUCAUUUUUCUCUGAAAAAUAAAAAAAGAAAGUCCAAAAAAGAAAACUUUCGACUGCCAAACAUUCAUCAGCUCUGUUUUUGUGUGUGGCAUUCAUUUUACAAAUGUGUAACAGUGAGCCUUUGAGAAAGUACCAAAGUGCACAGACUGCCGCCAGGAGAAACUCAAGGGAUCAAAUGAUUUCUUUCAGCUCUCCGUCUCCUAUAAUCCACUUAAAGGCAGAUCUAGCACUUGAACUUGGAAACCUGGGUUUCUAUAAGUGUGUCAUUUAUGAGAAAACUUACUCACUGCUCUGACUUCUUAGAACAUAUCUACUUAUUCCAGUUGUAUAUUUUUAUUGUUUCUUUAUAUUUUCCUCCACAAGUCUCAUUUUUCUCAGUCUCUGGUUAUCCUGUUUUUGCAAAUUGAAUUUCCCAUACCUGUUUUUUUACAUUGAUAAAAACUUCUAUUAAUAAUUUUGCAUUUACCUUGU